Messenger RNA from Xenia sp. Carnegie-2017, 1816 nucleotides. RefSeq lists its product as uncharacterized. Bases 192 to 1700 code for a protein of 502 amino acids. The record is from RefSeq and is a predicted model, not a curated record. Gene Ontology annotation, molecular function: transmembrane transporter activity. Gene Ontology annotation, biological process: transmembrane transport. The transcript has a single exon. Lineage: Eukaryota; Metazoa; Cnidaria; Anthozoa; Malacalcyonacea; Xeniidae.
GACUGAAAGAACAGGUUAGAUUUACAAACAAAAUCCUAAUGGCUACUUAAAUAGAUCAAUUUCCCUUCAAAAAAUUUAUGGAAACCAGUGUGGUGGACAAAUAGCUUGGUCUUUAUCACAGUCUUCAUUUUGUGGAACAAGAAUUUCCCUCUAUUUCGUAAAUCCUGGGCUUCAUCUAACUGGUAUGAAAAAUGUCAGAUGGAAAUUUAGAGACGUAUUCUGAUUUAGAAAAAAUAAAGGACUUUGAUCAUCAUAACAAAAAAUCAGAUUGCUCAAAACCUGAGGAAAUGAGUUUGAGUAAAUCACGUGUUUUCUUUCUUAACGUUUCGUGGUUUGGUCUGAAUGCCAUGUAUUUAGUUUUAUCUAUUGAGGUAUUUCCAAGUCAAGUGCACGCUCUGGUUGGCUCUGAAGACAAGGGACAAGUAUUGGGCGCUAUGAUUGCACUUGGAGCCGUUGUGACGUUUUUUGUUAGUCCGUUGAUUGGAAUGAGUAGUGACCGUCUACUUUUCAAAUACGGGCGACGUAGACCCUUCAUGGUUGUUGGCAUGACAUUGCUUGUAAUUGCAUUGUAUGGAAUGGCGUUCAGUGCGCCGAAUGUCGAAAAUGAAAAAGGCAACUCGACUUGCUUCAUGGAACUUGAAACAAAGAGAUGUUUGCCUUAUUUGAAUCUUACACAACUGGAAGAGGAAGAGCGCAAUAACAGUAUCGAGGUUGAAUUUCUUUUGAAUAUUUUAUCUCAAAAAGACACCGAGGGCAACCUAGUGACCUAUGUGCUAUUUUACAGCAUAGUCAUGGCAUGUUAUGCAUUGGUAAGCGUUCCUUACAAUGGCUUGAUUGCUGACCUAACUCCACCUUUACAACGUGGGCUCAGUUCUGGAGUUAUGGGUGCUAUGACGUUGGCUGGAAAUAUAACAGGCGCUGCUAUUGGCCUGUUUUUUUUCCGUCUAGGUGUAGUAGGAAUCUAUUCUUUGGUUUGUUGUCUGUUCGUUGUUUGUGUGUUGAUAACGGUAUUUUGUAGUUCGGAAUCUCCUCUUUUAGAAAAACCAGAACACUUAGGUUUUAAAGGGUUGUUUCUUGCAUACUGGGAGCCUUUAAGAGACGCUGACUUCAGAUGGGUUUUCUUGACAAGAUUUCUGAUGCAACAAGGUGUUGCUACAGUAACGGGAUUCUUGGAAUUUUGGUUAAACGAUAUGGUUCGUUUACCUCAUUGUUGGUCACCUGAACGAUCAGUUUCAUUGAUCUUGCUACCUUUACUGCUUGCUGCUGCUGGAAUUUCGAUAGUUGCUGGUUUUCUAUCGGACGCGUUGCAGAGAAGGAAGCCAUUGGUAAUUGGUUCGGCUAUUCUUAUGGCGAUAUGCGCGCUUAUUUUUGCUUUCCUUAAAGGAAAGUACACUUUCUAUGCCUCAAUUCCUGUUGCUGUUGCGUUUGGUGUAGGAUUUGGUGCAUACUGUGCAAUAGAUUUUGCUCUGGUCAUGGACGUUCUACCCAAAAAUAAGGACAAAGCGAAAGAUCUUGCGGUUUGGCAUCAGGCUCUCGUGUUACCGCAAGCGAUUGCCACACCCAUUGGUGGUAUAAUUUUGGACGAGUUUGAAAGAUAUAACUGCCAUCUAGGUCUUGGAUACAUUAUACUAUUUACUGUCACUUCAUUUUAUUUUGCGCUAAGUGGGAUUUUUGUUGUUAAGAUAAAAAAAGCCAAGUAAAAUAGACUUGGCUUUCAAAAGAUUCUAGCACAAUUUUGAUACGAUUUUGUACUAAAAUCUAAUAAAUGUUGAGAGAACAUGGAGUAUUUUAAUUAAAUAACAGAAUUACUACCUUA